Messenger RNA from Vitrella brassicaformis, 2199 nucleotides. The record is from the annotation of a GenBank genome assembly. NCBI's taxonomy places the organism in Eukaryota, Vitrellaceae.
UUAUCCCCUCUCCUCUGCCAGAUGUGGUGAGAAUGAGAGGGAACGAUCCCUCAUCUGAUAGCUUCACCCUCAUAUUCGCGAGGAUCUGUUGUUGAGAUUCUGUCUUGCGAAGAUGCGUAGCAGGCGACUCGUAUGGUGACAUGCUUUUGACCCCAAUCUCCUCCUCACGCCUCUGUGUCGGUCUGAUAUGUUCUUGGCCUUCUUCCUCACCGUACUGAUGUCUUAUCGGCUGUUGUGAUGCAUCAUGGAGGGCAGUAAGGGGAGGACGCGCUUCCCUUUCGCGAUAGACGCCGAACGUGAGCCAGACGUAUGAGAUGGCGACAAACGCGCAAGCAAUGGCUGUCUGCAUGAUGUAUGUAUCGAUGGAUGUGUAUAUAUAUACAUGCGUGACCCUGCAUGUUAUAUGUACGUACCUGCAGUAUAUCCCAUCUAUCGUCGUUCCCGAAGAAAAGCGCAUUCUAAGUGGACAUGAUAUACAUACUUCUACACAACAACGUGCACACAUACUAAUCGCCCCCAUCUACCUGUGGGUUGUCACUCUUGACCGCGUAACACAAUCCAGCACCAGCACACUGACCUGCAUACACACAUACAUACUAACAUGAUACAUGGAUAUGUAUUCAUGUACAGAGUAUCAUGAAGUGAUGUGCAUAUACAGCAUGUGCCUAUGCAUAGAGGAGCAUAUGUAUACAUACAUCGUGUACAUGUGUGCGUGUCUUCACACCUACCCGCGAGUAUCCAUGUCCACAGGAGGAGGGCUAUGGAAGAUAACUUGUGAUCACGCCAAGACUGCAGAUGUAUCCAUGUAUGUAUCGUGAUACAUGAAUACGUACAUUAAUGCACAUGUACGAGUAAGUUACAUGAUUUACAUACACGCAGUACACAAUGAAUGCGUACCUGGUAAUACAGACUGGUGAGCAACAUGGCUGUCACCAAGAGGUGACUGACAAGCAAGCACACAAUCGUGUGACUCGAGAGAAUGACAGAGCGAUUCGUUCGUCCAUGCCUUAUCCAGCGGCACGUCCCAUUGCAGAAUCACUAUCAUCACACUGAUGUGUGAGACCUCUAAAGAGGAGCAGAGCGAUCACAGGAGCGCACGCUGAAGUCUGUUUUCACCUGAGAAAAAGUCCGUUUCAGGUGAUAACGAAUUCGAUAGAUCUUCUACCUUCUCUACUCCUCUCUGGGCACCUGCGAGCUAACCUGAGCUGAGCUUCAAAGGGGAUGUCUUGCGAAACUGGUUGUGCAGAUCUUGCGCUCGAGUCACGGAGGGCACGCACAAGGCCGCCCGCGGCUUGUCGAACAACUCAAAGGGGCGCCGUAGCCGCCGAAGCAGAUGCAAUCUCCGAAAUUCAAUAGAGAGAUCUUCGAAGUCCAAGUAGAACCUAUGGGACUUCGAAGUCAUGUCUCCACUCUCGAGCCAAUCCACGUGCCAACCCACGUGAGCGACAGGGCUACAGCGAUCUCUUUGACGCUGUAGCGUCUUACCCGGUGGAAGACACAAAGGGAGCGACACAAAGAGACUCAGAGGCCCUGACAAAUGAGGUCGGUGUGAUGCAUAUUACCCGAUGUAGAUCAUGUCACCCGAACGGUAUGUAAGACUUGCUGUGGCGCUUAAUCAAAAUCACCGAAACCCGCAACGUCUUGCAAAGCACGCGGUCCGGGAAGUCAACAGGGGAGAGUAGCUUAGUUGGCGUGGGCCGGUCGUUCAAAUGAGUGAUUCUUUGACGGUCCCCUUGACGGCGUCAAAGUCAGUCGCUUAUUCGUUCCAUACGCUACGGUGCCCCCGUCAACGGAGGGCUUUCGUCCCUUCGUUUUUCCGGACUCCGUAAUUCGUGUGUGGUGGCGGUCUCGGUGAUGAUUUUUCCCCUUUGCACAGAGCAGACGAGCCCAGACAAACUGCACCAGGCUGUCGUCCGUCAUCUGAAGGUGAAUUUGAUGCCCUGUCCAUUGCCUGCAAAAUUCUUUUCAGAACAUGGGUCGUAUCUGACCGCCCCUCGGCUCCAGACCAAAUUAUGCAGCAAACAUCCCUCUGCAUGGCAGUCGCAGCGGUCAGACCGCAGCUGGUUUUAAAUCAUCACGGUUCACUUUGACAUUGUCCCCUUCGAGAUGUCAUGCCCGCAUUCCUUGACUGCGUCCCGGCUCAAGAAUACUCAGAAAACCAAGUCAUGUCUCGAGCCAAUCCACACGCCGACCAGCCAA